Molecule: messenger RNA, 837 nt
Organism: Venustampulla echinocandica
Lineage: Eukaryota; Fungi; Ascomycota; Leotiomycetes; Helotiales; Pleuroascaceae
Exons: 1
Coding region: 1-837 (278 amino acids)
Molecular function (GO): protein binding
Source: RefSeq, a predicted model, not a curated record
AUGGAGCGACAUUUCACCGGCAAUCUCCUGCCACCUGCUGGGCCUGGGGCCCAGCAGCCGCUUCCGCUCGAGUCGUUCAUUGACCGACUUGGAGAAAGGAUGAUACGGCUUGAGAUAGGCCCUGAAAAUAAAAAAUUUCACGCCCAUAAGAACCUGUUGUGUACCAGAUCUAACUGGUUUGCCAACUAUCUUAGUCCUAUGACCAAUGAUCUCGAAGUAGAGUAUGGUGAGGUUAUACCGUUUCCGGACUGGGAUCCGAAAGUGUUUACCAUCUUCCUCGAGUGGGUCUAUACCAAGCAGAUCGUACUGCCCUCGCGUAUUGCGCCUGAGAACCUAGAGCAACCAGUCCGACCAGAUAUCCAAGCCGCCGCGACUGCAUAUAGAUUGGGAGAAUUCCUUCAAUCGCUAUAUUUUAGGGAUGCAAUAGCGGACAAGGUAAAGACACUGUUCAAGCCACCGCAUAGUUACCCCUAUCGUGAAAUCGGGGUUAUCGAAUUCAGGGACGUCGUAGGAGCUUAUGGGUUUGCGCCGCUACAUUCGCCAUUGCAGGCUUUGUUCCUAGAAUUGGCACUUUUCUACCAUCUGUCAUUGAAGGGCGGCUCUACAGCAAUGAUCCCCUUACCCGAAACUAUGGGGUUGAUGUGGCCUAAGUUCGAGGGCAGCCUAUUCUGUAUGGAUGAAGAAGGUCUGACAUUGCGUCACUUGACGAAUCCCCUUCUUGCUCCUUUUUGCCGGUAUCAUCUCCAUGGACCUCAAGAUACCUGUGGCAAUUACACUGAUAUAUGCCCCGAACCGAUCUGGGUCCAAGAGUCCCAGUACAGACGCCCUUUCAGGUAA